Messenger RNA from Cavenderia fasciculata, 1149 nucleotides. RefSeq names its product N2227-like domain-containing protein. Gene Ontology annotation, molecular function: S-adenosylmethionine-dependent methyltransferase activity. The record is from RefSeq and is a predicted model, not a curated record. The transcript is spliced from 5 exons. Lineage: Eukaryota; Evosea; Eumycetozoa; Acytosteliales; Cavenderiaceae. Bases 1 to 1149 code for a protein of 382 amino acids.
AUGUUUAAACACUCUCAUUCACACGAUCAUUCGCAUUCGCAUUCACACUCACAUUCACAUUCACAUGAUCAUAGUAGUCACAAUUGCGAUGAUGGAGAUAAUGAUGGUGAUGAUGAUAUUAGUAUAGAUGAUCAAGACAACGAAGACGAAGAAGAAACAGAUGAAAAUGAAAUCAAACACUUCAAGACUGUCGUAGAGGCAUUCUUUAGUUAUAGACAAUUCGCCAAUAACUGGGCUGAACAUAUGCGAGAUUACUUUAAUGAAAGAUUGACUGAUAAUCAAAGAAAACUAUUACCAAAUUAUAUUAACAAGUUGGAUGCGAUGAAACAAGCUGGUGUUGGUAAUGCCAACUUUUUACAUAGGAUUGGUGCAGAAUGUAAUCAAGUGUUUCAAGCAGAGAAAUCAUCUAGUUCGAUCCCUCAGGUUGGUGGUCAAGACAAAGAACAACAAGACAGUUGUUCACCAGACCCAAAAAACAUUGAUAAAGUAAAGAGUACACUUAAACAAUUUGCAAGAGAAUGGAGUAGUGAAGGAAAGACUGAAAGAGAUGCUACAUUCUUACCUAUACUGGAAAAACUGGAACAACUGUUCCCACAAACCGACGACCCUUUACGUAAACGUAGUGCAAUCAAAGUAUAUUGUCCUGGUGCUGGAUUGGGUAGACUUUGCCUUGAGGUUGUAUCAAGAGGAUUUUCAUGUCAAGGUAGUGAAUUUUCUUAUUUCAUGUUACUUGCUUCAAGUUUUAUUUUAAACAAAGUUUCAAAAGCAAAUGAAUUUACUAUUUAUCCAUUUAUACAUCAAACAGUCAAUGUACUUAGAGAUGUCGAUCAAUUGAGGAAUAUUAAAGUUCCAGAUGUAUACCCACUGGAAAUGUUACCAAAAGAUCCAGAUUGUGAAUUUAGUAUGGUUGCUGGUGAUUUUACCAAAACUGUUCAAUCAAAACAUUGGGAUGUUGUUUGUACAUGCUUUUUUAUUGAUACUGCAAGAAAUAUAGUUGAAUAUAUUGAAUGUCUUGCAGAGAUGAUCAAGGAUGGUGGAUAUUGGAUUAAUUUUGGUCCAUUACUUUAUCAUUUUGCUGACCAUCAAGACUCUAUUGAAUUGUCCUACGAACAACUCAGACACAAGCUCUCUCAUGUCUGUUGUAUAUAA